AUGCCACGCUGGGUCAGCUUUAUGCUCUGGUCUUUCUGCUUCCAGUAUGUCAUGAAGAUGACUCGUAGCAUUGUCACCCUAAAAUCACCAGCUACUGGACUGGUGCAGGGUGAAGCAUCUGGGACAUACCAGGGUCAGUGGGUUGGUGGAAUGCGCCAAGGCUAUGGCGUCCGGCAGAGUGUCCCGUACGGCAUGGCUGCGGUCAUCAGGUCACCCCUGAGGACAUCCAUCAAUUCACUGCGGAGUGAGCACACCAAUGGCACAGCGCUGCACCCGGACGCCUCACCUGCCGUGGCCGGCAGCCCUGCGGUGUCCCGGGGGGGCUUCGUCCUUGUGGCUCAUAGUGAUGCCGAGAUCCUUAAGAGCAAGAAGAAGGGGCUUUUCCGUCGGUCCCUGCUGAGUGGCUUGAAGCUGCGGAAGUCUGAAUCCAAGAGCAGCCUGGCCAGCCAGAGGAGCAAACAGAGUUCCUUCCGCAGCGAGGCUGGAAUGAGUACCGUGAGCUCUACUGCCAGUGACAUCAACUCCACCGUCAGCCUAGGGGAGGGGGAGGCUGAGUUGUCCGUCAUUGAGGAUGACAUCGAUGCCACCACGACUGAGACUUAUGUGGGCGAGUGGAAGAAUGACAAACGUUCUGGCUUUGGGCUGAGCCAGCGAUCAGACGGACUCAAGUACGAGGGGGAAUGGGCCAACAAUAAACGUCACGGUUACGGGUGCAUGACUUUCCCAGAUGGUACCAAGGAGGAAGGGAAAUACAAGCAGAAUAUUCUGGUGAGCGGAAAGCGCAAGAACCUGAUUCCACUGAGGGCCAGCAAGAUCCGGGAAAAGGUUGACCGAGCUGUGGAGGCAGCGGAGCGAGCAGCCACCAUCGCCAAGCAGAAAGCAGAGAUUGCAGCUUCCAGGACCUCCCAUUCUCGGGCCAAGGCGGAGGCGGCCCUCACCGCGGCUCAGAAAGCCCAGGAAGAAGCCCGGAUGGCCAGGAUCACUGCCAAAGAGUUCUCGCCUUCCUUCCAGCACAGGGAAAAUGGACUUGAAUGUCAGAGGCCAAAGCGUCAGAAUUCGAACGACGAUAUCGAGGUGAUCUCCACAGGGACCCCAUUGCAGCAAGAGAGCCCUGAGCUGUACCGGAAAGGCACAACCCCUUCCGACCUCACCCCUGAUGACAGCCCCCUCCAGAGCUUCCCUGCCAGCCCCUCCAUCACGCCACCACCAGUCCCUGCCUCCCGAAACAAGAGCGCCCACUUCUCCAGGCAGAUCUCCGUGGAUGAAGAGCGAGGUGGGGAGAUCCAGAUGUUGCUGGAGGGCCGGGGAGGGGACUACCUAAGACCCAACAGCUGGAGCGAGGAGAAGGUAGGUGGGGCAAGAGGGGUGCAGAGUGGUGCCCUGCGGAGCUGCCAGCCAGGGGAUGACUACCGUGGCCGCAGCUCAGGUCACAAACAUCCGUCAGGGAACCACAAGCCCCGGGAGAGAUGGGCAGAUUCCCCCACCCCAUUCUCAUGGACUUCCCACCACCGCUCCAACAACCACAGCUCAGGGAGCACCAGGCUGCUGGAGUUGGAUGAAAAGCUCAGCAACUAUGAGAUGGAGAUGAAGCCCCUCAUGAGGAUGGAUUCUUAUAUGCAAGAGGUUCACACCCAAAAAAGACACUACAGCAAAGCGGGCGCCUGCCGGAGCUUGGUGGAGGAUCACCGCUCCGACGAUCGGGGCUUCGGGGUGCAGAGACUGAGGUCCAAAUCCCAAAAUAAGGAGAAUUUUAGGCCGUCAUCUUCUGCUGAACCCACAGUACAAAAACUGGAAAAUUUAAGGCUUGGGGACAAAGCCGAGCCCCGGCUGCUGAGAUGGGACUUAACCUUCUCCCCACCCCAGAAAUCCUUACCUGUUGCACUAGAAUCUGAUGAGGAAAAUGGAGAUGAGCUGAAGUCUAGUACGGGCUCAGCUCCUAUUCUGGUAGUCAUGGUGAUCUUGCUAAACAUUGGAGUCGCCAUUUUGUUUAUUAACUUUUUCAUCUAA
Molecule: messenger RNA, 2007 nt
Organism: Gracilinanus agilis (Agile Gracile Mouse Opossum)
Lineage: Eukaryota; Metazoa; Chordata; Mammalia; Didelphimorphia; Didelphidae
Gene: JPH3
Product: junctophilin 3
Exons: 5
Coding region: 1-2007 (668 amino acids)
Biological process (GO): regulation of synaptic plasticity
Cellular component (GO): junctional membrane complex; endoplasmic reticulum membrane; plasma membrane
Source: RefSeq, a predicted model, not a curated record